CACCUGCUUUGCAGCUCAGUGAUUUUUAUGUUGCUUUCUGACACCAAGUGAAAGAGAUGCACUGAUAAAAAAUGAGCAUGUGACCUCUCCUUUCUUCCCUGCUUCCAGCUUUUAACCUAAUGGGUUGUGUUUAUUUUAUUCUGCAUGCUUACCAGUGGAUCGUAAAGGUGGGAAUGCUCAUAUGAUUUCCUCUUCUUCAGUUCAUAGCCGAACCUUUCAUGCUAGUGAUGUGUCAGGGCCUAUGUGUAAACAUAAGAAGCCCCUGUCUGCAGCGAAAGCCUGCAUUUCUGAGAUCCUCCCUUCCAAAUUCAAACCCAGGCUGUCAGCUCCAAGUGCUCUCUUGCAGGAAAAGAAGAGUGUCCUGUUGCCCCCAGAGAAGGCUCAAAGCUAUGAAAACCUUUGUAGCUCCCCUGCUUCAGAGGAUUCCAAAAGAACACUCCCAUUGCAAGGAGGAGGAAGCAUUGAAAACCUUCUUAUGCGGGUGAAGCGAGAGUAUGGCACCAAGUCUGGGAGUACCCAGAGCCUCCAGGAUUACGGGGCCAGUGCCAGGAAGUAUUGCCCCCUCUCCAGGAAGGGAGGUAGUGAAUUCACGAUGCUUUACAAAAAUAUGCACCACAUUAACCGAACUGGGCUCCACCUGGGCUCCGUCUCCUCCUCCAGUGUCCGGGACCUGGCGUCCCAUUUUGAAUCCAGUAACCUGGGAGAAGCCAGGGGAGAGUUCCACCUCAGCCAGCAGAGCUCUGAGCACAUUCCGAAACACACGGUCUCCUCACGGGUCACAGCAUUUGAGCAGCUGAUCCAGCGGUCCCGCUCCAUGCCGUCCCUGGACUUAUCAGGCCGACUGAGCAAGUCUCCUGUGCCACUGCUGUCCCACAGUGGUCUGAGUGCGGCCCGCUCUGCUGAAUCCCUCCUAGAAUCUCCCAAGCUGCACCAUAGGGAGAAGGAUAUCACAGAGCACCCCACGGUGGCCUAUGCUUCUCCCUCCUGCAGCAAUAUGGAAGAGCCAGCUUUGAAUCUUAGGGCCCUUCUACCUGCUCACCCUCCCUCAGCCUGCUCAGAGGAGCUUGACCAUCUUUCCACCAUCUCCAAUGACAGUCGGGAGGGCAGCACCAGCAGUGUGCACAGUGAUUCUCAGAAACAUCGGCAUAACAAGUGCAAGGGUAGCUGUCCAGCAUCUUACACCCGCUUCACCACCAUACGGAAGCAUGAGCAGCAGCAGGCCUCCAGGAGCCCUGGCUGGAGAGUGGACAUGGGAGGGGACAAGAACAUUGUCCUUAGAAACAUCUACCUCAUGGGCCCCCUGCCUUUCAGGUUGAAAAAGCCCCUCCAGUACCAUGCCCGAAAGCUUCCACACAGUGACUCUUCUGGCCCAACGAUGCGGCAGAAAGCAGAAUCCCAAACUCAUCCCCUUGGGAAUGAAUUCAGCCCCAAAGGGGAAGGGAAGCCCUCUGUUCCCAAGCGCCAGUCAUCACUCUGUGUCCUGGAAAGGCUUAGCCAGGUCCCAGAACCCUCUCCAAAAAGAGCUGUGAUUCCAGAAGACUAUCUGGGCACCCUUAAACCCAGUGGCUUGGGCCCGUGUUUAGGUCCCAGCUUGGAUAGGAACAACAACCCGCAAAAUGACCUUGGAACACCCCCCCGAGGUGGCUUUUUGUCUCCUUUACCAGUGUGACCUCCUCCGUCUUUCCCAUUUUGCUUGCCUUGUGCCCCUCCUUCCUUGUCCCUUGAUGCUUGUCUCCUGGUCUGUCAAUUAUCACCUCUGUGUGUUGCUUGGCAUUUAAUCAUGGCUAAUAGUGGCUGCCCCUUUUGAGCAAAAAUGAAACAAAAACAAAAACAAAAACAAAAAUAAAAACAAAAAAAGAAAAUGCAUCUGUUAUCCAUAGAAUUAUCACCAAGCCCUACAUUGAAAGAAAAAUUGGCCACUUAGAUUGCAUGAGGACCAUUAACAAGGGAAUUCUGGAGGUUCCUAUUCUUUGCCUCUGUCCAAACCCACUUGAAUGAGGAGCAGCCUCUCACGUUGGCCCAUGUGUGUGAAUGUGUACUUUGUCCCAAUAAGACCAUAUCGGUCUUAUUAGUGGGGAUGCUCAUGAAAGGAGAUGCUCUGUUUUUAUCUCCUUUCUCAAUUCACUGGUUUCCUCUAUUCUCAAAUGACCCCACAAGUGGAUCCCAAAAAAGGUGGGAGGGAAAAGUAGAGGGAAGGAGAGGAGGCCUAAUAUUCAAUAAGUUUGAUAUUUGAUCUUUCCAAUAUUUUGGUGUUUUACCUUCCCAAUAUUCAAUCAGUUUGAUAUUCAUGAAAAUGCCUUAAAACGUCUAUUGUGGGAGAGUGUGUGGAUUGCCAGGAAUGUGUGCCCCCUCCUGGGUUUUUGGGAAAAAAACUCUGUGUGUUUUAACUCUGUCUGCUAUG
Molecule: messenger RNA, 2401 nt
Organism: Phascolarctos cinereus (koala)
Lineage: Eukaryota; Metazoa; Chordata; Mammalia; Diprotodontia; Phascolarctidae
Source: RefSeq, a predicted model, not a curated record